AUGGAUGGCGGUGGAACGUCUAGUAUGAAAUCAGACUAUGAAAAUUGGGGUGAUACACCUGACGACCCCCAAUAUUGUGUCACUGAGGUACCUGACAAUGAGUAUGACGAGGAAACGAACACGGAUCCAAACUAUGCUGAGAUCUUGAAUCUACUCGAUAGUCUGUUCAGAGUGAUUGAAGAACUUCACUUUAACAUACAACAAGCUUAUCGAGUUGUGCGUAUUCCGCAAAGCACGUCACUUUUGACGGGUCAUAUGUGGAUCCAUUGGGUCCUGACAAGCCCAAACCCUAAUACAUGCUACGAGCGCUUCCGAAUGUAUCCCUCCACCUUCAUGAAACUAUGCAGCACAUUAAAAAAUAAUGGCUAUCUGGGGAAUAGCCGAUAUGUUAAGAUCAUAGAGAAAGUAGCAGCCUUUCUCUUAAUUGUUUGCCAAGUGCACUCGCAGAGGAGUGUGGCCGACAGGCUGCAAAGAUCGACUCACACCAUAAGCACAUAUGUUGGGCAAGACUGCAUAGGUGCCAUUGAUGGCACACAUAUAAUGGCUUGCGUAACAAAUCACGACACGGUGCCAUUUAUCAAUCGCAAAAAACCCCCAACACAGAAUGUUAUGUGCGUGACAGACUUCGACCUUUACUUCACGUUCGUUUGUAGUGGGUGGGAGGGCAGUACUGUGCACGAUUCACGAAUUUUCACAUCCACUAUAAGCGAUCCUGUGAUGCGCUUCCCAACACCGGUCGAAGGCUUUUAUUAUUUGGUGGAUUAUGGAUAUGCUUGCUCUAAAGGGUUCUUGCCCCCGUACCGCAACGAACAAUACCACAUGCAAAACUUCCAUGGUAGUGGAGCCCAACUUCGGAGGAAGAAAGAGUUGUUUAACCAUAGACACUCUUCACUACGAUCGGUGGUGGAACGAACUUUUGGGAUCUGGAAGAAUCGGUUUAAGAUUUUAGAAAAUAUGCCACCAUAUGAAAUCCCGGCAUAA
Molecule: messenger RNA, 981 nt
Organism: Alnus glutinosa
Lineage: Eukaryota; Viridiplantae; Streptophyta; Magnoliopsida; Fagales; Betulaceae
Exons: 3
Coding region: 1-981 (326 amino acids)
Source: RefSeq, a predicted model, not a curated record